UGUGACCGGCAUAGAAACCACAAAAUAGUGGUCUCCAUGGUAGAGUUUACGUCCAGAUCAGCUCAACGAAAAUAUCGAAGACUUUACUCUUAUCUGGUUAGAUCAAAAUAUAGAUGAUUCAGUCGGCAGUAAACUUACGCAAUCAUUAUUAUGUGAACUAAAUGAAUAUGUUCGAUUUUAUACAGACAUUCAUUUGUGUAUUGAUUAUAUCAAAACGAUUAUUGAUGAAAAAGUUUUUCUAAUUGUUUCUGGUUCAUUAGCAAAAGACAUUCUUUCAGAAGUACAUUUAUUAUCAACAAUAAGUUCCGUAUUUAUAUUUUGUACGAAUCGACAACGAUACAUACAUCUAGGUAGCCAAUAUUCUAAAAUUCGAGCAAUAUGUGCCGAUCAACAAUCAUUGGUAGAUGCCAUAAAAAAAUCUGCUCGGAUAGUCACACGCCAUACCAUGGCUUUUGUUAUGUUUGAUGAUAAACAGCAACAAAAAACAGCUCAAGUAGUAUCGAAACGUGCUACUUCAUUUCUUUGGUAUCAAAUAUUUAUUGAUGUUUUAAAGAAAUUACCACAAAUGGAUCAAGCGAAAAAAGAUAUGCUUGAUAAAUGUGAAGAUUAUUAUCGUUUUAAUACACGUGAACUAAUCAAAAUUGAACAAUUUCGUACAAAUUACACGAUUCAUGAAGCUGUUCGAUGGUUUACAUUAGAUUCAUUUGUUUAUAGUCUUCUUAACCGGGCAUUAAGAACGGAAAAUAUCAACUUAUGUAAACAAUUGGAAUAUGAAAUGAUGUUUACAAAUGAAUUUAAUGAAUUAAAAGAAAAUAUUGGUAAUUCAAUAGCUACAAAUGGCUUUUUAUCAACAUCUCGCCUCUUAACAGUUGUCAUGCAAUUUAUAUUAGGAGCUACAGAUACCGACGAAUUAAAAGUAGUUCUAUUUGAAAUAGAAGUCAAUUGUCAAAAUGAAAGAAUUAUUUUUGCUGAUAUUGAUAAAUACAUUCAAUUACAAGCAACAGAUGAAUUAUCGAAUGUAAUAGAAGAAGCUUUAAAUUUAACAAUAAGAACAGAACAUAGAAGUCCUCCUAUUCUAUUUGGUAAUUUACUCAUGCAAGAAUUUAACCAUUUUGAUAUAGCUGAACAAUUUUUUCAAAUGUUAUUAAAAACAUUACCACAAAAUCAUGAAGACAUUUCUAAUGUUUAUCAUGCUAUAAGUGAUAUCUGUCGUCGAAAAGAAGAAUUUCGAAUAGCAUUGGAUAUGGCUUUGAAAGCUUAUAACUUACGACGAAAAGUUUCAGCUCAUAAUCGCAUAGAUCUAAAUGAAUCGCUGAAUACGAUAGCUAGCAUUUACUUGCAAACUGGGAAAUAUGAUCGUGCUAGAGAAUAUUAUCAAAAAUCACUAAUUCUUUGCGAUAAAAAUUGUCUAAAUGAUCAUUUGCUUAAAGUAAUAGCAUUGCAAGGACUUUGA
Messenger RNA from Rotaria sp. Silwood1, 1453 nucleotides. NCBI's taxonomy places the organism in Eukaryota, Metazoa, Rotifera, Eurotatoria, Philodinida, Philodinidae. The record is from the annotation of a GenBank genome assembly.